Phacochoerus africanus (Common warthog) is the source of this 4731-nucleotide messenger RNA. It is a transcript of the gene LIG4, whose product is annotated as DNA ligase 4. NCBI's taxonomy places the organism in Eukaryota, Metazoa, Chordata, Mammalia, Artiodactyla, Suidae. The coding region runs from base 1578 to 4310 and encodes 910 amino acids. Gene Ontology annotation, molecular function: DNA binding; DNA ligase (ATP) activity; ATP binding. Gene Ontology annotation, cellular component: DNA ligase IV complex; DNA-dependent protein kinase-DNA ligase 4 complex. The transcript has 2 exons. Gene Ontology annotation, biological process: double-strand break repair via nonhomologous end joining; DNA biosynthetic process; immunoglobulin V(D)J recombination. The record is from RefSeq and is a predicted model, not a curated record.
UGAAAAACAAGUAGGAAAGACCAUCCUUAGACAAUUUUGCAAAAGCAUAUUUUCCCACUUAAAUGAAAUAGCAGACGACUGAAGAGGGAAGAUACCCUCAUCUCCCCUGGACGCUUUCACAACCAACCAGAGAAGAAUGUUGGUGCCACUCUUUACACUUAGGGAGCAGAGCUCUGAGAGGUUGUCAUUUGCUAAGAGUGGUCUAAGCAGAGAAGCUCAGGCUCAGAGUUCCAAUAGGAUCUAAUGGACAAAGUGUUUUGGGGUCUCUCUCAGCGACCGAAAUCCACUCUCGUGGGCCAACCAUUUGCAAAAAGCACCUGCUGUUGUGGUCUACGGGAGCCAUGUCUGUCAUUACACUGGAACCUCGGCGCCCUCGGGUCCUGGGCAGCCCAGCAAGGUGGGCGGUCCUCCCGGUGCCGUCCCAAGCGUUACCGCGCCUGCGCAGACCAUCUCAUGACGUCACAGCCCCUGGGCCCCGCAGGUGGCGCUAGCGCCUGCGUACACCUUCCCUAUUGAGGCCGGGCCGGCCCGUCCGCCAGAAGCGCCUGCGCGUGCGCACGGAGGCCCUGGCUGACCCUGCUCUCUGAGGUCCUGCUUCCGGCUUGGUGGCGGCGCCUGUGAUCAGGUUGGGGGUUUUUUCGGCGGCCGCCCCGGGAAGGGCCUCGGAUUCCAGAAGUGAAGUUUGGGCAGGUGGAGGCCGGACAAGGGUGGCCAAAGGCGGUUCGGGUGGCAGCUGUGUUGUCUCGUCUUCUUAGUCCAGCAGAUGCCCUGAUCUUGAAGAGUUCAGGUUUCUUCUUCGCCUUCCAUCCAACCGCCCCGGGUCCCCUGGUGAGCGGCAGCGACAGUCUGGCGACCCGCUGCGGUAGAAGCUGGGUAUCUGGUUCGUGGCUUUUGCUCUGGACGCCACUUCAGACAUGGGGCGAGGGGACUGUAGUGGUCCCCGCCUCUGACUCCCAGGAACCCUGUUGGCUGCUCGAAUUGCCUGAUUCUGGCGCCCAACCCGCCGUCUGGGGACCCUCGGACUGGGAGAGGUAACGGGUUUGCCCAGGGCGGAGGGUUCACCCCACAUCUGUUGACUGGAGCGCCGCGGCCCCUCCAGCGAUCUUGCAGGUGUGUGUGUGGCGUGAGAGGAGAGAGAGGGUGUGGGCUUGGGAGAAAUUUCUUUCCUUACCCUUGGACUUUAAUAAACCUCUGCACCCCACAGCCGCUGGCGUUUUCUCAUCACUAAUUUCUUUCUCCCGAGGCUCUCCCAGUAUCACUAAGUGCUAUGGAAGGCGGGCUUCUGUAAAUCCUUUGUCUUGUCAAGGGUUGCAGAAAGGAAGAUUCAACAGUAUCACUCACUUUCUCUCGCAACAUAGCAGUGAAUCAUCUUCCAUAUUCACGGAAUAAAACUUCGCUGGUUUGUUUUAUGGUCACUUCAGGGCGAUAACAGGCAGCAGCUGAAUCAAAGAUGAGUCAUUAUUGUGCUAAGUGCUUGUAUUCCUUCUCUUGAAAACUUUGCUUAUCAUUGUCACAAGGAACCCUCCUGCUCUCUUCUCAUCGGCUUGAUAUUUGUCAGAAGAUUCACCGUUGCAUCGAUGGCUGCCUCACAAGCUUCAAAAACUGUUGCAUCUCACGUCCCUUUUGCAGACUUAUGUUCAACUUUGGAACGAAUACAGAGAAGUAGAGGACGUGGAGAAAAAAUGAGACACUUCAAAGAAUUUUUAGAUUCUUGGAGAAAAUUUCAUGAUGCCCUUCACAAGAACCACAGAGAUGUCACAGACUCUUUCUAUCCAGCCAUGAGACUCAUUCUUCCUCAGCUGGAAAGAGAGAGAAUGGCUUAUGGAAUCAAAGAAACUAUGCUUGCUAAGCUUUACAUCGAAUUGCUUAACCUACCCCGAGAUGGAAAAGAUGCCCUUAAGCUUCUAAAUUACCGAACACCUACCGGAACUCGCGGAGACGCUGGAGAUUUUGCCAUCAUUGCGUACUUUGUGUUGAAACCCAGAUGUUUACAGAAAGGCAGUUUAACCAUCCAGCAAGUGAAUGACCUUUUAGACUCCAUUGCCAGCAAUAAUUCUGCCAAAAGGAAAGAUCUGGUCAAAAAGAGUCUUCUUCAGCUCAUAACGCAGAGUUCAGCCCUUGAACAAAAGUGGCUGAUCCGGAUGAUUUUAAAGGACUUAAAGCUUGGAUUUAGUCAGCAAACUAUAUUUUCUCUUUUUCACGAUGAUGCUGCUGAGUUGCAUAACGUCACCACAGAUCUGGAGAAGGUCUGCAGGCAACUGCAUGAUCCUUCGGUGGGACUCAGUGACAUUUCCAUCACUUUAUUCUCGGCCUUCAAGCCAAUGCUGGCCGCUAUCGCCGAUAUUGAGCGAAUUGAGAAGGACAUGAAACACCAGAGUUUCUACAUUGAAACCAAGCUAGACGGCGAACGUAUGCAAAUGCACAAAGACGGGGACGUGUAUCAGUACUUCUCCCGAAACGGAUACAACUAUGGGGACCAGUUUGGAGUUUCCCCACAGGAAGGGUCCCUUACCCCGUUCAUUCAUGGCACAUUCAAAACAAAUGUCCAAAACUGCAUCCUUGAUGGUGAGAUGAUGGCCUACAAUCCGAACACGCAGACCUUUAUGCAGAAGGGGAAUAAGUUUGAUAUUAAAAGGAUGGUGGAAGAUUCUGACCUGCAGACUUGUUACUGUGUUUUUGAUGUGUUGAUGGUUAAUAGCAAAAAGCUAGGACACGAGACCCUGAAGAAUAGGUAUGAAAUUCUUAGUAGUGUCUUUACGCCCAUACCAGGUAGAAUAGAAAUAGUGCCGAAAACACAGGCUCACACUAAGAAAGAAGUAAUUGAUGCUUUGAACGAAGCCAUAGAUAAAAGAGAGGAGGGGAUCAUGGUCAAAUAUCCUCUGUCCAUCUACAAGCCAGACAAAAGAGGCGAAGGAUGGUUAAAAAUUAAGCCGGAGUAUGUCAACGGACUGAUGGAUGAGCUGGACAUCUUAAUUGUCGGGGGCUACUGGGGGAAAGGUGCACGGGGUGGAAUGAUGUCUCAUUUUUUGUGUGCUGUGGCCGAGAAGCCCCCCGCCGGUGAAAAACCGUCAGUGUUCCAUACCCUCUGCCGCGUGGGCUCAGGCUACACCAUGAAAGAACUGUAUGACCUGGGUUUGAAACUCGCCAAACAUUGGAAGCCUUUUCAUAGGAAAGCUCCACCAGGAAGCAUUUUAUGUGGAACAGAGAAGCCAGAGGUGUACAUCGAGCCUUGCAAUUCAGUCAUCGUUCAGGUUAAGGCGGCAGAGAUCGUCCCCAGUGAUAUGUACAAAACUGGCUGCACGUUGCGCUUUCCACGCAUCGAAAAGAUAAGAGAAGACAAAGAAUGGCAUGAAUGCACGACCCUGGAUGACCUGGAACACCUUCGAGGGAAAGCGGCCGGAAAGCUGGCGUCCAAGCACCUUUACGUAGGUGACGAGGAACCCCAAGAGAAAAAGCGGAAAGCCGCCCCAAAGGCGAAGAAGGUCAUUGGAAUCAUCGAGCACCUCAAAGCGCCUAACCUUUCCAACAUCAACAAGGUCUCUAACGUGUUUGAGGACGUGGAGUUUUGCGUCAUGACUGGAAGCGACAGCCAUCCCAAGCCUGAUCUGGAGAGCAGAAUCGCAGAGUUUGGGGGUUACAUAGUGCAGAAUCCGGGCCCCGACACAUACUGCGUGAUCGCAGGGUCUGAGAACAUCCGAGUGAGAAACAUCAUCUCUUCAAAUAAGCACGAUGUCGUCAAGCCCGAGUGGCUCCUCGAGUGUUUCAGGACCCAGCGCUGUGCGCCCUGGCAGCCUCGCUUCAUGGUUCACAUGUGCCCGUCCACCAAACAGCACUUUGCCCGGGAAUAUGACUGCCAUGGUGACAGCUACUUUGUCGACACAGACGUGAACCAACUGAAGGAAGUGUUCUCGGGAAUUAAAACUCCGGGGGAACAGACGCCGCGGGAGAUGGCUCCUGCGAUCGCCGACUUGGAACACCGCUAUGCUUGGGACAGGGCUCCUCUCAGCAUGUUUCGACACCACACUGUUUAUCCCGACUUGUAUGCAGUGAUUAACGACCCGAGUACCAAAAUCGAGGGAACGAGAUUGGCUAUCACGGCCUUGGAGCUUCAGUUUCAUGGGGCAGAAGUAGUGUCUCAUUUAGCCGAGGGAGUGUCUCACGUCAUCAUUGGCGAAGAUCACAGUCGGGUUGCAGACUUGAAAGCUUUUCGAAGAACUCUUAAGAGAAAGUUUAAAAUCCUCCCAGAGCGUUGGGCAGUUGAGUCAAUAGACAAGUGUGAAUUACAGGAAGAAAAUCAAUAUUGGGUUUAAAGCUAGCUUUCUUCUGAGCAAAGCCUCUGAUCUGGCUGACUCACUACAACAGUUUAUAAUGAUAAAAUGUGAACCCCCAGUUUAUUUUUAGCUCUUAAAAUCUAGGCUUAGGCAGUAUUAUUAGAUACAGAAACACACUAAUUUUAACUUUUGAUGUGGAAAAGACAGUGAAUGGCCCAAAGUUGAGAAAGAAAAGGUUUUUUUAGCAGUGUAGUAUUUGUUUUUAUAAGCAAGAUGAAAUAAAGUUUAAAGUUAUACUCUCCCUAUAGAAAUCUAGAAUUUUGACCCAGAUAUAAAUAAAAUACCUUUACAAGCUUUAGCGUCAUUAAAAGUAUUGACCUAAACAGGAUUUUCUGAAGUCAAAUAAAAAUUUUAGUAAUAGUUUUUAUCUAACUGCCAAAAAAAAAAAAAUCAGAAUUGU